AUGACUUAUCACCGGAGUGGUGGAGAUGCAGACAGGUUACGCACGGUGCUGGCGGUGGUGGAGGUUUGCAGUGCCUCUUUAACGGGACGCUGUGACGUAGCUGUAGCGGGGGCACUGCAGCUGGACCCCUCCCGAACCGCACCAGAUGGAGGAGCCUGCAUGCCCUGCUGUCAAGUUUGCGUCUUCGCUGUGACCGCAUUCCUCAUUGUCGCAGAGAGGACAGCGCUGAUCUACUCCUUUGUUUACUACUUAUGGAUCGGUCACAACUACUGCUACGCUCAUCUUGCUGGAUUGACUGCUCUGUUCCUGCUGCCAGGAUGGGGUCCUCAGUGGCUCAGUUACCUCUGGUAUCUGUCAGAUGGACGCAUUCGCAGAAAAUCUCUUACCUGGACUCACAUUCUGCACCUUGGCAUCUUCAAAAGGCUGUGGGAGUGCAUGCGUCUCCCGGACAUGGACGUGUAUGGAGAGAUCAUGCAGCAGGCAGAUGCAUCAGCUCUGCGUCUGCUCGAGGCUCUGGUCGUGACGCUCCCUCAAACACUACUGCAGACCUACGUCCUCAUCUGCACGGACAUCGGCAUCAAGUCUCCAACCUCCGUGUGCUUUGCGGUGUGUGUCCUGUCUCUCGCCUGGGCGUUGGUCCUUUACGCCAGGGCCUGUUCUCUGAUCAGACCCGGACACCUCCACAUGACGCCUGCUGCCAUCUUGUGUCGCCUGCUCUGGAGGGUUGGCAUGUUGGGCUCCCGCUUUGCAGUCCUUAUGCUUUUCACACGGAUAUUUAAACAGUGGAUUCUAGGAGUUAUUGGAGUUCACUGGCUGGGUGCAACAUUUUGGAUGGUGUCCCAGCAGACUGAUAUUAUCCGCUCAACAACUCGAUGGAGAAUUUUCAAUGUCGUACUGGGAGCUAUCCACGUCUUCCUUUUCCUCAAUGUGAAGUAUGGUCAGUCAAGAUAUCGCAUGGCAGGAUUCUAUUUGGUCAUGUUUUUGGAAAAUGCCUUCCUUCUUCUGGCUUCUUCUUGGUUGUUUACAAUGGUGUCGUGGGAUACAGUCGGCAUCCCAGCUGCUGUCUUCUGCAGCUUCCUUAUAGGUGUCAUUGCGUUAGUCUUGUACUAUCGCUUCCUUCAUCCCAAGUCCUUUGAGAUCUUUCAGAGUAUUCGUCAUAGAGGAAUAGGUGGAGCAUGCAUGGAGCGUGGAUCUUCACUUACUCUCAACGAGAAAGAUCCUGCCUCUUACCAUCGACAAGCUACACUUUGUGGUGGUGGCACCCUGAUGGAGCUCCCUCACCAAUGGGAAGGCUGGAGACAUCACCAUUGGCUGCUCAUUCGUUUGGCAUUAAAAACUGGAGAUGUGCCGCGAAUAUGGUCAGCUUAUGGUGAAGGGGGAUUGGCUGGACUCAUGGGUCUCUCUGAAGAAAUGCACUCGCCUGAUCAACCUCAUCUCCACCGGGUCUAUCCUCUCCAGCCCACAGUUCCUGUUGUUCGUCCACCAGCACCACCAAAAGAAACUGAGAUACCCAAACCAAAAGAAGUCAUCCCGCCUACUAAGCCCGUUCCCAGCACUGUGAUAGCGAGACCUGUGAGACAGACUCCUCCAGCAAAAAUACAGGAUAUCAGACAUUUUCCAGAGAUUAUCCCAGUCCAAGAGGCGAUUCCAGAAGAAUCUGCAGAAGAUGAACUCAGCAUCGCUCUGUCCAGCGCGGCUCCGUCCAGUGUUGCUCUGUCCAGUGCUGCUUUGUCCAGCGCUGCUCCGUCAGAACGAGGUGAAGAUGACUAUCAAAGUGCUGCUUAUGGCUCAGUCACUCCCUCUUCCCCUCGCCCCGGGAGCCUGCAUCAUGGUGACAGUAAUGCAGCUCUGACUGAGGCCUCCUCCUCCGUGGCCUCGCUGGACAUCAAGACUCCAGGAUGGUCACCAGAGCGGCGCUCUCCACUGAUGCUCACCUCUCCAGAGAGGAGGCCAGGCUUCCCGGUCGACACCACGCUGUACUUCAGUGCAGACGCACACUCUCCCUCCAGUGGGAGCUAUCUGGGCUGGGGGUCAGAGUUGUCCCCUAUCUCCAGCUAUAGGAGUCCAUACAGGAUCAAGGAGGCACGUUUUAUUACCUCCACCCCACGUGCAGAGCCAAGAUCUGGGACAGAAAGCCCUUCUCCAGUGGUGGUGAUCCCGGCCACUCCUGGAACCACUCCUGGGGCCACUCCUGGGACCACUCCUGGGGCCACUCCUGGGGUCACACCAGGCGGGACCCCUGGUACAGCGACUCCUGUGGCUUCCACUCCUGGUACGAGUACUCCAGGAACCCCCAUAGUGCCCCUCACACCCAGCACUUCACACGCCCGAAAACAGAUUGUUCAGUUUCUAGAUAGUCGAGAAAGAAUGAAAGAAGAAGAUAGGAGUCUGCACCAGGGAAAAUGUGGAGUGCUGGCUUUCUUGUAUUUGCUGUCAGUUGGGCGGUGA
Knipowitschia caucasica is the source of this 2448-nucleotide messenger RNA. The record is from the annotation of a GenBank genome assembly. Lineage: Eukaryota; Metazoa; Chordata; Actinopteri; Gobiiformes; Gobiidae.